AGAUCAGAGGCCGCAGUCGCGCGCGCUGUCGGUCUUCAUCAGAAUGAACCGUAGCUGAAAACCGCGCGUGCUUUUCGUUUUUGCAUUUGUGAUUAGCGCGCGAACAGAGAGUGUGUGUGGAGGAAGGCGAGGUGUGUAUGUGUGUGUGAGCGAGAUUAUGGCCUCGUCGUGCAGCAGCUCGCCGGAGGGAGGAUCCCCGCCGCAUCAGGGCCGCGUGCGCCAGUCGGACAGUAACACCAGUUUUUUGAGAGCAGCAAGAGCUGGAAACAUUGAGAAAGUUCUGGAGCUACUGAAGGGUGGACAAGACAUCAGUACCUGUAACCAGAAUGGGUUAAAUGCUGUUCACCUUGCUGCUAAAGAAGGCCAUGUGGAGCUGGUGGAGGAGCUUCUGGAGAGAGGAGCAGCUGUAAACUCAGCUACUAAGAAAGGAAACACUGCGCUCCACAUUGCCUCGUUGGCAGGGCAGAAGGAAGUAGCUAAGCUUCUGGUUAAAAGGGGAGCAGAUGUGAACUCACAAUCACAGAAUGGCUUUACUCCACUGUACAUGGCUGCUCAGGAGAAUCAUCUGGAUGUGGUUCGCUACCUGUUGGAGAAUGGAGGCAACCAGAGUACAGCCACCGAGGAUGGCUUCACCCCGUUAGCGAUUGCUCUGCAGCAGGGUCAUAACCAGGUUGUGUCUCUAUUACUGGAGAAAGACACUAAAGGGAAAGUGCGUUUACCUGCACUGCACAUAGCUGCUCGCAAAGAUGACACCAAGUCUGCUGCACUACUGCUCCAGAACGACCACAAUGCUGAUGUCCAGGCCAAGAUGAUGGUCAACAGGACAACUGAGAGUGGCUUUACUCCACUCCACAUCGCUGCUCAUUAUGGAAAUGUUAAUGUUUCUACACUGCUACUGAACCGUGGUGCCGCUGUGGAUUUCACCGCCAGGAACGGUAUCACUCCUCUACAUGUAGCCUCUAAACGGGGAAACACCAACAUGGUGACCUUACUGCUCGAUAGAGGGGCGCAGAUCGAUGCUAAGACCAGGGAUGGACUGACUCCACUACACUGCGCUGCCAGAAGUGGUCAUGAUGCAACAGUGGAGCUGCUUUUAGAGAGAGGAGCUCCAAUACUCGCAAGAACCAAGAAUGGGCUGUCUCCACUUCACAUGUCUGCACAGGGUGAUCAUGUUGAGUGUGUAAAACACCUGCUGCAAUACAAGGCUCCUGUUGAUGAUGUCACUCUGGAUUAUCUCACUGCUCUGCAUGUCUCUGCCCACUGUGGCCACUACAGAGUCACUAAACUAUUACUUGAUAAGAGAGCCACUCCCAAUGCUCGAGCACUGAAUGGCUUCACUCCACUGCACAUUGCCUGUAAGAAGAACAGAGUAAAAGUGAUGGAGCUGCUAGUGAAAUAUGGAGCCUCCAUUCAGGCCAUCACCGAAUCGGGUCUAACUCCAAUCCAUGUAGCAGCCUUUAUGGGUCACCUGAACAUAGUGCUGUUGCUGCUGCAGAAUGGAGCUUCACCAGAUGUCUGCAACGUUCGGGGAGAGACAGCCCUGCACAUGUCAGCGAGGGCGGGGCAGAUGGAGGUGGUACGCUGUUUACUGAGAAACGGAGCUCGUGUGGAUGCAACAGCCAGAGAGGGUCAGACCCCCCUCCACAUUUCAGCGAGGUUGGGUCAGUCUGAUACGGUGCAGUUGUUGCUGCAGCACAUGGCCGAUCCUGAUGCUGCCACCUCUAACGGAUACACACCUCUGCACAUCGCUGCCCGAGAAGGACACACACACAUUGUUUCUGUACUGCUGGAGGCUGGAGCCACACACUCAUUGACCACCAAGAAAGGGUUUACUCCUCUUCAUGUAGCAGCGAAGUAUGGAAGCCUGGAGGUGGCCAAACUCCUACUGCAGCGCAGAGCCCUGCCUGAUGAAUCUGGAAAGGAUGGACUCACUCCUCUGCAGGUGGCAGUUCACUAUAAUAAUCAGCAGGUUGCACUUCUGCUGCUGGAUAAAGGUGCAUCUCCUCACAGCACAGCAAAGAACGGAUACACCCCACUCCAUAUUGCGGCAAGGCGGAAUGAGCUGCAGGUGGCAAAGGAUCUGUUGCAGAAGGGGGCAGAACCUGGAGCUGCAACACGGCAGUUCAUGACCCCGCUACACCUCACUGCACAAGAGGGACAUGAUGACAUGGCGGCCCUGCUGCUAGACCAUGGAGCUAAUGUUAAUGCUAAUGCAAAAAACGGUCUUAGUCCACUACAUCUGGCUGCUCAGGAGGACAAAGUGAAUGUGGCUGAAAUUCUUGUUAAACAUGGUGCAAAUUUAGACCACCAAACAAAACUGGGCUACACGCCUCUUAUUGUUGCCUGUCACUAUGGAAACGUGAAGAUGGUGAACUUCCUGUUGCAGCAUGGGGCAAAUGUAAACACCAAAACUAGAAAUGGUUACACACCACUUCACCAAGCAGCUCAACAAGGAAACACACACAUCAUUAAUGUUCUGCUUCAUCACGGUGCAAAGCCCAAUGCUGUUACUAUGAACGGGAACACAGCUCUCUCCAUUGCUAAGCGCCUAGGCUACAUCUCUGUGGUGGACACACUGAAGGUAGUCACUGAGGAGGUGAUCACCAUGACGACUCAGACGGUGACAGAGAAGCACAAACUGAAUGUUCCUGAGACAAUGACUGAAGUUCUGGAUGUUUCUGAUGAGGAAGGUGAGGACACAAUGACAGGAGAUGGAGGUGAGUAUCUGAGGGUGGAGGAUCUGAGAGAGCUGGGAGAUGACUCUCUGUCUGGACAGUACCUGGAUGGCAUGAGCUAUCUCAGCCACAACCUGGACAGGGCACAUUACACUCCACCUCUCAUGGGCUUUCACAGAAAUGGAGUUCUGAUUGAGGACAUGAUCACCAGCCACCAGGUUUCAAGUCUGUCCAGAGAGAAUGACAAAGACUCGUAUCGGUUGAGCUGGGGAGCCGAACACCUAGACAAUGUAGUACUAACGAACACACUGCUGCAGUCUGGCUUCCUGGUCAGUUUCAUGGUAGAUGCAAGGGGCGGGGCCAUGCGUGGUUGCCGUCACAACGGUCUACGCAUCAUAGUCCCACCCAGGAAGUGUUCGGCUCCAACACGUGUGACCUGCAGACUGGUGAAGAGACACCGUGUGGCUACAAUGCCCAUGGUGGAGGGAGAUGGAAUAACAGGACGUCUCAUAGAGCUGGGACCUACAGUAUCACCGUUCCUCGGGAAGUUACACUUGCCUACAGCUCCGCCUCCACUUAAUGAGGGAGAGAGUUUGGUGAGCAGAAUCCUGCAGCUUGGCCCACCGGGAACCAAAUUCCUUGGACCGGUGAUAGUGGAGAUCCCUCAUUUUGCAGCUCUUCGUGGUUCUGAGCGAGAACUUGUGGUUCUGCGCAGUGAGACAGGAGAGAGCUGGAGAGAACAUCACUGUGAGCACACUGAGGAGGAACUCAACCAGAUCCUCAAUGGCAUGGAUGAGGAAUUGGACUCACCUGAGGAGCUGGAGAAGAAGCGCAUCUGCCGCAUCAUCACUCGUGAUUUCCCACAGUUCUUUGCGGUAGUUUCUCGGAUACAGCAGGACAGUCACCUGAUUGGCCCAGAGGGGGGUGUUCUCAGUAGUUCAUUGGUUCCUCAGGUGCAAGCAGUGUUUCCUGAAGGUGCUCUGACCAAGAGGAUCCGUGUCGGACUACAGGCUCAGCCAGUGGGUGCUGAGGUAGUGAAGAGGAUUCUAGGUAAUAAGGCGACGUUCAGCCCCAUUGUUACUCUGGAGCCUCGAAGACGCAAAUUCCACAAACCCAUUACUAUGACAAUACCCAUUCCCAAAACCUCCACUAAUCAGGGCAGCAGUGGCAUGCUGGGGGAAACACCCACUCUUCGUUUACUGUGCAGCAUCACAGGAGGUACCACACCAGCACAGUGGGAGGACAUCACUGGUUCAACUCCUCUCACCUUCAUUAAUCAGUGUGUGUCCUUCACCACCAAUGUCUCAGCUCGGUUCUGGCUUAUAGACUGCCGGCAGUCUCAGGAGUCAGUGACGUUCUGCACGCAGUUAUAUAAGGAGAUCAUCUGUGUUCCCUACAUGGCCAAGUUUGUCAUCUUCGCGAAGACAUUGGACCUGAUUGAGGCACGACUGCGAUGUUUCUGCAUGACCGAUGACAAGAUGGACAAGACUCUAGAACAGCAGGAGAACUUCACUGAGGUGGCACGCAGCAGAGAUGUGGAGGUUCUGGAAGGAAAACCCAUUUUUGUAGAUUGUUUUGGAAAUCUUGUUCCUCUGACUAAAAGUGGACAGCACCAUGUCUUCAGCUUUUAUGCCUUCAAGGAGAACCGUCUUGCUCUCUUCAUCAAGAUCCGUGACAGUGCACAGGAGCCAUGUGGACGACUUUCAUUUACCAAAGAGCCAAGAACUUAUCGCAGCCUGAACCAAAAUGCCAUCUGCAACCUGAACAUCACACUUCCUGUUUACUCAAAGGAGUCUGAUUCAGAUCAGGAUGCUGAUGACGAGAGUGAGAAGACACAGGACAAAUAUGAGGAUGAAACUGAAUCUACAGAUUUCUCCACACUGCAUACACACAUGGUUCACGAUCCGGCAACACUCGCCAGUCCUGAUCUCCUCUCAGAUGUUUCAGAAAUGAAACAGGACCUUAUUAAAAUAUCUGGCUUCCUGACCAAAGAGAUUUCAGAGCCGUCUCUGGCUGAUGGAUUAAUAUACUGUGUAGAAGAUGAAGAGCCAUUUGAGAUGGUCGAAAAGGUCAAAGAGGACUUGGAGAAGGUGGAAAAGAUUCUGAGUGUUGGAACCUUUGGUGAAGAAACUGACAAAUCUAAAUGUAAUAAAGAGGCAGUAGAGAAAAGCCAGGUGACUGAACCUAUACUGAGCGAGGUCAGAAUCACAAGAGCAACUGACUGCAGUUCUGCACCCAAAAAGGAUGCAUCUGAAAUCAUUUCACAUCUUAGUACAGAUUUGGAGUUCUAUCUCCAGCACCUGCCUGUGACUGCUCAUCCUGUCCAAGAAGAGAGUAUCACUGAAGAGAUACUUACAGAAGUUGUGCUACCUCGGAAGCGACAUCCUCCACGAAUAAAAAAACCUGCAAGAAAGAAGCUUAAAGAGAGAGAGUUUGUAAGCUGUAGCUCUGAAGAUGAGCUGGAGAGGAUGAGCUCUGAGGAAUCACUCGAUGGAGACACACUUCUUGGAGACUCUGAGCUUGAAGUGCCUCCUGUGUCUCCUAAAGUUGUCGAGACUCCCAUUGGGUCCAUCAAAGACAGAGUCAAAGCACUUCAGAAGAAGGUAGAAGAGGAGGAAAUGGAAGAGAGUGUCAAAGUUAGAGAGGUGAGACGAGUGACUGCUGUUCAGAGCAAAACCUUUUUGACUAAGGAAGAAAAAUAUACUUUACCUCCUAAAUCUCCAAAAUCCCCUCGGUCUCAGUCUGAGAGAAUAGAGCACUCAAUGUCUGUGAAGGAGCUCAUGAAAGCAUUUCAAACUGGACAGGACCCAUCAAAGAGCAAAUCUGGACUUUUUGAACAUAAAGUGAUUACUAAUCUGGUGCUCACAUCUGAGGAUGUCACUGAGGAUACUAACAAGGCUCAGAUAUCUGAAAUACAAACCUCAGGAAUUAAAUCAUCAGCAGAAGAGAUCGAUUAUCAGAGCAUCAUGUUAGAAUCAUCACAAAUAAUCCAUGACCAAUCUCAACAAAAUAAGAUAGUGAUUAGUAAUGAAAUUAUACAGAAGCAGGAACAAAGAACAUUAGAGGAUACAAAGGAAAGUAACACAGACUCCAUUAGACCAAGCAGGUUGAACAGUGAGAACACACUUAUUAAUGUUAGCAAAGAACUACAUGUAGCACCAGAUGAAGACAGAAAUCAGUGUGGUGAGUCAGGAGAAACUUCAGAUAUGUCAUCUGGUUAUGAGGAAGAGGGUAAAGAAGAGAUAUUAAUCAGUGAAGAUAAAAUUAUACAAACUAAACAAUCCUCUAAGGAACAAGAGAAAAUAAAAGCUAAAGACUCAACAAUAACUGUGGAAGUGUGGCACCUUGAGGAAGAACAGUGUGGUCCUGAAAUACUGCACUAUAAAAAACUAAGCACCAGCCAUAACCGGAGAACAUCUGAAGAACCACAGAUUAGUCCAGACCGGAAACCUUCUGAAGACUUCAGUGCUGUUAUAAAGGAAGAACUAGAGGAGAGUCCAGAGUAUCAACUAUUUAUCCAGGCAGCAGGUCCAUCGACAGUCACAUCAUACAGUGAGAAACACACUAUAGAAGAUAGUGAUCAGGUGGAGAAUACAGUUGAGGAACAGCAUUCAUACAAACCAAAGCCAGCAGUCAGAUUUGCUUCCACAAUUGUCCAGAGUGAGAAAUUUAUUCCAACUGUAAUUCAUAAUGUGGAAAUAAAUGAAAAACCCAAGGUGCAAGCAGGUGGAGAAUUUACUGACACUGUGUUCUGGAGCAGGACACCUAGAACGAGCUUAGGAGAGUAUGAAGCUUAUGAAGAAGAUAAAGAAACAGAAAAUCUAAUUGUAAGUGACCAGAGAAUGAAAUCACCCACAGAGCCAGAGGUCCAGCCUGAGGAGAAGAGUGCAAUGCAAUUUGCAUACCCAGAAAGUGGAAGUCCAAACAGUGCAGAAAAAAUAAGCAUCGAAGAAACACAAGAGACUGAUGAAAAAGAGGGGGGAAAAAAAGACACAAUUCAAAUGACAUGUUAUAUGGAGAUGAAAAGUCCAGUCCAUACAGAGCCGGACUUCAUACAAAAGUCACCCAGUGAUAUUAAAAGCCAAGUCAAGAAAGAACAGGAAAUGAGUUUUCAGAUUGAAAGUCAGAAUAUAUGUAGUGAAGAGGUUUCAUUUGAUGAGUCUGAAGAAUUGUCAUCUAGACCACAUGGCCUGGAAGACCCACAGCCUAUAAUAAGUGAUCUUAAAGUUAACUCGCCUGACAUGACACUUGAUAAGCAGGAGGUCUCUUCUAAUAACUCUUUUGACUCUGUGCAGCUUUUGUCAACAGAAAUGAAAUCAUUCCAAACAGAACUUGAGGAAACCCUUGCACAUGAAACAGAGAAGGUCCAGCAUGUGAAUAUAACUACAAUGGAAAAGACAACUGUUGCAGAAACACAAACACAUGCAGGGGAGGAAAUAGGUGGUACUGAUGAAUCUGUUUUUUCAGUUCAGAAUAUUGAUGACACCUCUAAUGCUUCUGUACCUGAGGAAACUAAACAUACUAAAGAAAUCCGUGAGAUUUCCUCUGAUAAAUUUCAGGAAAUUCAGCAAAUUCCUCAUUCCAUGUUGUCUAUAAGCCCUGACACCUUAAAUGACUUACAGCACAUAACCAGUGAUCCUGAAAUUGGCUGUAAAUUAGACUCACAGGAACAGAUACCUGGUAAGGACGAUCUCUUUGCUGAAAAGUUCCUUGAUUCUGUGCAGGUACCAUCAAACAAAACUCCAGUCCAAACAGAGACAAAGGAAGAUGAACAGCAAGUGUAUAACACUACAGCAGAAGGGUUUUCACCUACUGAGAUCCAAACACAAAUCCAGACAGAACAGGAAAUCUGCAUUAAUGUGGGACUGGAUAGUUCAGUUCAGAAUCUAGAGGACACUUAUAAAGUUUAUUCACUUAAGGAAACUCAGCAAACUAGAGAUAUUAUUGAGGUUUCAUCUGAGGAAACUGCUGAGUCUGAAGAAUUUCAGGAAAUUCAACGAAAGAUCUAUAGUAUUAACCUUUGUGACCUACCACCAGUAAUGAUGGGUGGUCCUAAAAGUGCCUACCAGGCAGACCCCCAGGAGUCUAUGCCUGUUAAAAAGCUUGACUCACUGCAGAAUUCCUCAACAGAAAUCAAAAGUCCAGUCCAAACAGUGCUUGAGGAAACCUAUUUACAGGAGACAGAGGUCGAAGACCACCAUGGCUUUAUGACUGUUUUGGAAAAGUUGGCACCCUCAAAAAGUCCAGACCAUCUAGCUCAAGGUCUACAUGACAGCUACAAAGUAUCUCCAGAUGAAGAAGCCAAACAGAUGAGUGGAACUUAUGAGGUUUACUCUGUAGAAACUAAUAAGUAUGAAAGAUUUCAGGAAAUUCAGCAAACAGUGUCUAGACCAGACAAUUUAAGAGACCUGAUGCCCAUAAUGAGCGAUCCAAAAAGUGCAUGCCAGGGAGACUCACUGGAGGAGGAGGAUUUGUCUUCUCAUAAAUCUCCUGACUCCAUUGAGCCAAGUCCAACCAAGGACAUUCCAUGUCCUGAUUCUUUAGAGUCAAGUCCCACAGACCAGAGGCCGGAUGCCAAAAGCCCAGAGCUGUUAUAUCAAACUAGCAAUGAUUCGCAAAACAUCCAGGAUGCAGAAAGUCUGACAGAAAACGUAAAGCUGGAAAUUAAUAAUGAAAUGACAAUCCAAAGAGAAGCUGUAAUUUCAAAUGAGGAUAAUUCAUCCAUAAAGUCUGAACUUCCUGAUACUGAGCCAUCAGUGCAUUUUCAACAGUCUUUAGAGGAAAAUUAUGAGGUUCAGGAGAUCAGUGAAGUAAAAAAGCAGUUCACUUCGGAAGAAAAGAUGUUCAAGAUGGCAGCAAAAAUCCGAGUCUUUGAUGAAAUUGAAAAGGAAACCAAAAUGAGAAAGGUUAGAUUUGAUUUCACCACUUCAUCCCAGGAUAGAGGUGAUGAGCUAAAGGAAAAGGAAGAAGACCAUCAGUCCUGUGAUAGUCCACUAUAUGAUGAAGAGGAAGACACAAAGCAGAAGUGUGGACCUGAGUCCAGCAUUGUUUUGUCUUCAUAUCAACAGUCAGAGCAGAACAAUGACUCACCACAGAUUGAUGUAGCAGAAGAUGAACCUGAACAAACCCUGAGUGAGAUUUCAGAGUGUACUUACAGUCAUGAAUAUAGAGCUUCAGUGACUGGUGACAUGGAGAUGGAAGUGUUACCUAUACAAAUUCACAUUGCAAAAAAGGAGGUGAGCCAUGAAGACUUUUCUCCUGACAUAAUGGUGGCUUUGGCUGAGGAUUCAGGUGCAGUACUAAUGGACAGCAGACCUGAAAGCAUCUCUGAUAUUGAGUGUCACAUCAUCAGUGAGAAAACUGUAGAAAUGAAUGAGUCUUCUACAGACAUUGUGUGUUCUGUAAGCGAUGGGAAAGCUAUGGAAGAAUAUCCGUUUCAGGGAGAGAUAGUGCCUUGGAGUGCAGAGUUGGUGGAAAAUGAAAGCUUUAAUUUGCAGAUUGAAGUUGAUGAAGUUGAAAUCCCUUUGCAGUCCACAGACUCUCAGUCUCAGGAGUCAACCCCUGAAAUUCCUCCUGCUCGGACUCCUACAGAAAAUGGGCAGCCGAACCCUUUUCUGUUCCAGGAGGGAAAACUAUUUGAAAUGACAAGAGGUGGUGCUAUUGAUAUGAGCAGAAGGAGCAUGGAGGAAGAGCAGGAUGCAUUUGUCUUUUUCCCCAUAAGUGAGGAUCCUUCUGAGUACAGUCUUAGUGAGCAAGUCAGGGAAUGUGAAACCUCACUGGAAGUUUCAACUGAUUCAAUAAGAGAAGAUUUACCUCAGGAUAUUUCUGGUGUUUCAGAUGCUCCCAGAGAUUUAGAAAGUCACAGUGACUCAGACAGACCAAAAGAGAAAGUGCUGGGAUUCGAUUCCUCAGUAGCUGACAUUGAUACUUCUACAGUGACACGAUCCAUCUACUCUGAGCAGGAUAUGGAAUCAUCGGAUUCAUCAGCAGAGGACGAUCAGCACUCAGUUAUUGAAAUUCCUACGCCUUCUCAAGAAGGUCUUAUGCACCCUUUUGUAGAGCCAUUAAAUAAAUCAUCACAAUCUGCUCUCAGAUCACCCAAACAUUCUGCUGCAGAACCUGAAAGUAGGAAACCAAAAUCAAAGAUUCCAGUGAAAGCAACCAGCUUUGACAGCAUUUUGGGUAAAGGUGAUUCUAUUGAGCAAAACCGAAGGCCAAAAUCAGAGGCGGAUAUCAGUGUCUCGGACUUCAUCAGUGGUGUGCCUUCUUCAUCAGUGAAACCAAUGUCUCUUGUAUCCAAAAUACCUGAAUUUGUAGAACAAACAACAUUAAGUGCACUUCCUCCAGGUCAACCUCAACACAGUCAUGAAGGUCCCCAAACUGUCCUUGAUGGAGACAGAAGGUCAACACAGUUCCAAACCCCCUCUUUAGGAGAUGACAUAUUUGAAUCAAGACCAAACUGGGAAGAUUGUGUAGAGACGCAGAUGCAGCGACUCUCAGAGAGCAGUAGUCCAGAUCAGAGUAAAGUGGACUGGAAUAAUGAUGCCGAUCGUAAAGAGGAGGUUUUGUCCAUCAUUGCUGAUCUUCUUGGGUUUAGCUGGACGGAGUUGGCUAUAGAGUUGGAAUUCAAUGAGAAUGAAGUUCAGCAGGUUCGAGCAGAGAACCCAAAUUCACUACAGGAACAGAGUGCCGCACUUCUACAGCGCUGGACUGAGCGUGAAGGCAAACACGCCACAGAGGACUCUCUGUUAAAGAAACUGACUAAAAUAAACCGCAUGGACAUUGUCCACCUCAUCAACACUCAGCUCAACAAAUCAGUGCAAGAACAAACGUCCAGAACAUAUGCUGAGAUUGAGAAAACCCUGGACCACAGUGAAGCUAUGUCCUCAGUACAGGAAGUCAGUCCUCGGAUGGUGAGGAAAGUGGACGUUUCCCAGAAGCCCCCAGCUGCAGUGUCAGAGGAGGACCUAUCAGUGGCCUCACUGCUCGACAUUCCUUCCUGGGCGGAGCCUGUAGGUCAUGCCCACUCUGAGAGUAUUCAUGGGGAUAUGCUAGAGGAGCUGGAAGUGACACAAGAUGUGUGGGCAUGUCAGCAGGGUGAAAUGGACACAACACAUUUGCCUCCACAAGGACCAGAUGCAGAUCAGGCUCUGAGUGAUCCUGAAAAUCACAAUGUCCAGAGUCUCUCACCUGCAGCAGAAGCUCCAAAGCCAUACUAUUUCAACUUCAGUCAGUCCUCCAUUGACAGGUUUUCAUGUGAGCUUUCAACAAAUUGCCAGUCAAAACAAGCUGAAGUUCUGACCUGUAUGUCCAAAGAACAUACUGAGGAACACCUGGGAGCUCUACUUGAUGAACUUUCUCCUGUCUAUGAGAAAAGUGACAUAGAAGAAAGUGAGAAGUCUUCCUCACAGACUUGUCUCUCUAGUUCUGAGGCUAACAAAGGCUUACAGAUCACUGAGAGUGAACAGGGACUUGGAGAGGAACUUAGUUAUUCAGUGGACCAAAUGAUGAAAAGGUCUGCUCCAGAGGAAUGGACACAGCGUACCCCAGACCUCACCAGGACACCGUCUGAGUCUGAUUACGUUUUUGUAAAUCCUGAAUCUGAUCAGCUCCCAGCUGGAGAACAUGCUGAGUUUGAUUCGGAAUGUCAUUGUGAAGAAAACAUGGAGAAACAGGAACCAUCAGAAGGUUGGAAUAAAGAGUUUCAAAUUCCUGGAAUAGAGAUGCAAGCUGUUACUCAAGAGAAAUCUCAGAUAAUUAUACCAAGUGUCCAAGAUGCUGAAUCUCCUGCAGAAUCUCAAGACCAGAGAGGAUUUUCAUAUGAAUUGCAUAAUGAUCAGCAUUUCUACACUAAAGAUGCUGAAAUGCAGCAUGAGGUCCAGGAUGAAGAGAAGAUCACAUCAGACUGUUCUAUUCUGGAGCAGAGUGGUCUUCAGCAAGAUGUUUCACCAUUUUCUCACUCAGAUGUUUCUCCACAAACACCAGAUACAGUCCGAGCCACACAGCACUUUGAGUUCACAGACGUACUUUGGGCUCCAGAGAGAACCUCUAUUCAGCUCCUCACCAAGGUUCCUGGGACAGUAACAUCACAAAUCUCAAGACAUUUACAGUCAGAAUCUUUUAUGUCUGAUUUGCCAUCUCAGUUUUCAGAGGAGGCUCCAUUCAGCUGCAGGUUCUCUGAAUGUAACCAAACUACUGUACGCUCCUUAAGCACAGAUGAAGCUCUGGCAUUACUUCAAAAGCUUGUUCCUACAGAAAAUCCACUGACUGAUGAGAUCACCCAGUCAAGAAAAUCUGAAAGUGAUUAUGAAACACUCACAAAACUGCAUCCAAAAGCUGAUGAGCCUAAAACCAUGGAGAUGCAGAAAGAACAUGCUCAUGUUCUCCACAGUGCAAUCCACCAGCCUGAAGAGCAGGAGAUGUUCUCCACAACCUCAGGUUACUCAGAACUGGGACUAGAUCAGAAUUUAUCUAAAUGUGUUAGAAUGAACACAAAGCCACAAGAACAUGGUGCUGAAAGGCUAAGCACAUCUGGUGAAGAGGAGAACCAGAAUUCCUUCCAGCACUGCAUGGAAGCACUUGUCAUCCAGGAAGGUUUAGUAGCAUCAGAGGAAAAAGAGGAGAAUCCCAGGCUAAAGAAAAGUUUACAAUCUUGCAUUUGUUCUUCUGUAGAAGCUCCUUCUCAUCUGGAUGUUAUGGAUGAUAAUGAUGGUUAUAUUGAAGAUGAUGAUGAUGAUGAUGAUGAUGAUGAUCUGAGGAGGGUUGUUGGAGAAGCUGCGUCUGAAGAACUGUACAUGGAGGAACGAGGAACUCUGCAUAUUACACAGGUGAGGGCAGUAGUCAGGCGGUGUGCAUCGGUGGAGGACAGAAAAGAAAUCUGCUCUAACUCUAAAGCGGUGACUAGAGCAGUGGUGAAGAGUGAUGGGGACGAGUCAGAGGUGAUGUUUACUGAGCAGUCUGGUGCUGAUGGGGUUCGAGCCAUUAACAAGACAGUCAGUGAGCCGGUCAGUGAGCCGGUCAGUGAGCCGGUCAGUGGGCCGGUCAGUGGGCCGGUCAGUGGGCCGGUCAGUGAGCCGGUCAGUGGGCCGGUCAGUGGGCCGGUCAGUGAGUCGGUCAGUGGGCCGGUCAGUGAGCCGGUCAGUGGGCCGGUCAGUGAGCCGGUCAGUGGGCCGGUCAGUGGGCCGGUCAGUGAGCCGGUCAGUGGGCCGGUCAGUGAGCCGGUCAGUGAGCCGGUCAGUGAGUCGGUCAGUGAGCCAGUCAGUGACACUGAAAACCAUUUGGAAAAAAACUCAGCUGGCCACAAACCCAUGAUGACAUCACACAGAGAUGAAGAACAUGAGCUCUCUGAAGUGCACUUCACAGAAGGGUGCAGGACGGAGGAAGUGGAUUUAUAGGACAUGAAUAUGACCUCUGAUAUCACCAUGACGAUGACCUUCAGCAUCACAUUGCUUCAUUUAGAGAAACAACGAUGAAUGUUUAAUUUUUUGUUACCUCUUCUAUCUCUGCACUAAGAAUGCUCAAGCAAUCCCAUAAUGCCUCUCUCCAUUUCUCUCUCUCUCUCUCUCUCUCUCUCUCUCUAUUUCUCUCUCUCCUUCCUGUUUUACAGGUCUUCCUGCUUCAAUGUUGAUUGUUUAUGUCGUCUUUGUCCACAAAACUAUUUAUUUGUUUGUUUAUUUAUUUGCUUGUUUGUUUAAAACAGUUUAAAACAGUCCAAGUUAAAGACAUGACAGUGGUUCUCCCUGAUGAUGUCAUUGGACAAUCAACAAUUAAAAAAGGAAUGAAUGAUUGCUGACUUGCUCAGCUGACAGCGCAGUGCUGUAUUACCUCAGAGAGAGAGAUCAGCUAGUUAGUUGGUUAUCCCAAUAAUAUUACUAAUAUUCCUGGUUAUCUGAUUGAGAUCACUUUAUUGAACAGCUGGACAGUGGUUUACUGAUGAAAUGAUUCGUGUGAUUUUUAUCAUGAUGUAGUGACACAACGCCCUCACUGACAAACUUUCAGGAUGUUUGUCUGUUUUCAUCACUUGUUUAUCGUCAGGAUAAAUAUCUGACUUUUACAUUUCCAUCAUAACAACGCUGUGAGCUGUUAUUUAUAAAACCUCAGUUAAUCGUGUUCUUGUGUCUCACUUCAGUGACGUUAUCACUCAGUGACAUCUUCAUGCUAAUCUCUAUAUUAUAACCACAUUAACCACUGCAAGAGAAAUUAGCAUUAGCAUGAUUAGCACCAGUCAUUUUAUAAUGACUUAUUAUAUCCCUGGUAUUUAAAUUCACCUGUUUGUCUGACUGUCUGCUGUUCCUGUCUCACUCGGUGUCUGUGUUUGACAUGCUAUGCUAAAUGUUACAGUGACCAAACACUCAUUUAACAUUUAAAUAAUAUCAUAAGGUGGCACUUGGUUUAAAGGGAAAAUGGUCUUGAGGAAGUGGACAAGGGGACAAGUGACUCUAUUGUAACACGGCAUAAAGAGUUUGUUGUUUCAAAAAUGUAGCAAUUAUUAAAGUGUUUAUGACAUCAUCAUCACUUAUUUAUUUGUUCCCUUAAUCCAUAAUCAAGAUCUGUGUGUGUGUGUGUGUGUGUAAAACUUAUUUAAACCUGCUGCUGUGUUUCACUGUGAUUCUCAUUAACACCUGACUAUUAGAAUUCUAAUAUAAAUUCUAUUAACAGCAUGUGUUCUAGUUUAUUAUAGAGCAUUAACCACUGUACAACUGUGUGUGUGUG
Messenger RNA from Tachysurus vachellii, 14387 nucleotides. It is a transcript of the gene ank2a, whose product is annotated as ankyrin 2a, neuronal. Gene Ontology annotation, biological process: regulation of cardiac muscle contraction; protein localization to T-tubule; signal transduction. The record is from RefSeq and is a predicted model, not a curated record. Gene Ontology annotation, cellular component: T-tubule. The transcript has 48 exons. Lineage: Eukaryota; Metazoa; Chordata; Actinopteri; Siluriformes; Bagridae. Gene Ontology annotation, molecular function: protein binding. The coding region runs from base 158 to 13069 and encodes 4303 amino acids.